This is a messenger RNA of Odontomachus brunneus, 726 nucleotides long. Its product is annotated as myb/SANT-like DNA-binding domain-containing protein 3. The record is from RefSeq and is a predicted model, not a curated record. The transcript is spliced from 4 exons. Lineage: Eukaryota; Metazoa; Arthropoda; Insecta; Hymenoptera; Formicidae. Bases 168 to 665 code for a protein of 165 amino acids.
UUUAACUAUAAAUUACCAUAUUCUGUCACCGACAUGUUCUUCUCCGGGUCAGUCAUUUGAUACCAAUAUAUUCUUGUAAGUGAGGUUAAGUGAGGUUUACGAAAAUAAAUAUUAUAUAUUUUUGGUGAACUUUUUCAAGAAAGUGGAAAAAACAUUUAUCCGGCUCAAUGGACAAAGAAAAAAGGGGAGCGAAUUUUACAAAAACUGAAAUUGAUUUGUUAAUUGACGUUACAUUAAAAUAUAAACAUAUUGUCGAAAAUAAAAAAACCGAUGCAACAACAUGGAAAGACAAAAAUGAAGCUUGGGAGAAAAUUUCCAACGAAUUUAAUGCUGCAUCAGGAAAUUUUCCUCGCUCCAUAAAAACGAUUCGUUUCAAAUAUGACACAAUAAAAAAAAGUAUUCGCAAAAAAUGCUCGUUGCUCAAAAGCGAACAAACAAAAACUGGUGGUGGUCAGUGCGCAGUGACUUUGACUCCAAGUGAGGAGAAAGUAUUUUCAUUAACACCAAACACCAUGGUGGGUCUCAAAUCCAGAUUUGACAAUGACUCGGAAGCAUGUACAAGUAAUGUAAAACAGUGGAUGACACAACAGGAUGUAGAAGAUGAGUCAGAACUUCGUGUUACGGAAGAUCUCAUUGAAUUCCUUGAAGAUGGAGAUGAUAGUUAGUAUUUAAAAGUAUGAACACUCUCUAUAUAUAUAUAUAUAUAUAUAUAUAUAUAUAUAUAUA